ACGUACAGAAUUCAGAUGAAGAGAUUAGCCCCACGGUUUUCAAGAAUCCUAGUUAUAAACGAAUCAGAGACAAGCCAUUGAAGCAGAUUAUCUCACAGGAGAGGAAUGCCUCUUUCCCGCCUUCCACUGCACUCUUUGUUAGUAUUGAUGCUCCUCCCUCGCUCAAGCCUCCGUACAAAUACAGUGACAGCUCCGGUCUGCUGGCUUACUACGUAGACCCACGAACUAGAAUACGUUUCAACAACAAAGAAGAGUACGCCAAGAUCGCCGAAAUGCCAGAAGACGUUAUCAAGGGAUACCUGGCCUUGCGAAACGCAGUGGACAGUAUGCAAUUGUAAGUCGGUGGAAGAGUGCACACUGACUGUGUUGCAGAACUACAAAUCUGCAAGCCGGGGGAAUACGCAACUCACAUGUAGGUCCUUACUCGCAACUGUUUUGUUUCGCACCUAUACGUCUGGGUGGCGCAGAACCCAUUUGCUGACUUGAACUGCCCGUGCUACACUACUUAGCCCUGCGGCCAAGCCGAAUAGAGUCCGUAGAACUUCAUAAUUUGCACCCUGAAGUCUGGUGUCAAAUAUCUCUCCGGAACUCAAGCCUUCCCAUAUUUCCGAAUCGAUGGGUACAAUAUUCCAAAUGACUAAGUCUCCGUUUGCAUGUCGAGUACAGCAACAGGUGAAUGGUGCGCUGAGCUAGAUGGCCAUUCGAUGCAUAGUAUUACGCAUACCAUAUGUGCAGUUGGGUGCUAUGCCCUUGGCUGUUUACACGCCGUAUAAGGUUGGUGAGUACACAGUUCACACCUCUCCGCAUCAGUGGUCACACUGGUGUACGAUUUUUCCAGUUUGGCUGUUACAUUGUUAACCUGCAGCAGCUACACAGAGAGUAUGCUAAGGUAUACACCCGCCCCACUUUUUUGGCUGUCUUGUUGACGGACUGCGGUGUACCAUUGGAAGCCAUGUGAAGCUGCCUGUGCCAACUAGAACUGAGUCGUGGGACUGUUGCUACGUCAGCUGCUCAGCUGUUGUGAGCAAGACAAAGUAGCGUUCGCACUAUCGCUGCAGACAUGCAUGUUUAUCCUGCUAUGUCGUCCGAGCAUGCUUUGGACUACUGACAAGACUCAGUUGCAUAUGUCUGAACUACUAAUGCUGCUAAUACUGGAAAAGUGCCAACCGUACACUGUAUGGAAUCUUCAUUCAACAACAACACGAGUUGGUAGGCAACAGAGGAAUAUACAAAGCUGAGUGGCCCUCGCUUGCGAAGACAUGAGAGAAUAUUCAUGCCACCUUGUAGCUAUCAUUAUUAGAGCGCAGUUCUAAAAAUUAAGUACUUAGAUCCGAUACUCAUUGUUUGCUUUCAUUGCGUAUAAAAUACAGCACCAAUUUUCAAUACACC
Messenger RNA from Sphaeroforma arctica JP610, 1389 nucleotides. RefSeq lists its product as hypothetical. Gene Ontology annotation, cellular component: Ino80 complex. Lineage: Eukaryota; Ichthyosporea; Ichthyophonida. The record is from RefSeq and is a predicted model, not a curated record. Gene Ontology annotation, biological process: chromatin remodeling. The annotation marks the transcript as partial. The transcript is spliced from 3 exons.